CCAAUGACCCCGGAUGAAGUCGUCAAGCACCCAGAAUAUCCACAUCUAAUCUGGGACCUCAAGCCCGCGCGAAAGGAGAAAGCGACCGUUGCUAAGAACAGAGGCGGCCCUAUCAAAAUCGCCUACGAGAUCCAUGGACGUGGAGAUCGCCAUUUGGUUUGGAUCAUGGGCCUUGGCGGAAUGGGCUACGCCUGGCAGCGUCAGACCAAAGACCUGGCGCAUACCAAAGCGGACGAAUACUCGUCGCUGAUUCUCGACAACCGUGGCAUUGGCGAAUCAGACAAGCCCAUGCAGCGAUACUCGACCUCCGAGAUGGCCAAAGACGUCGUUGAAGUCCUGGACCACGUUGGCUGGACCGGCAAGCGCGAACUCCACAUCAUCGGCAUCAGCAUGGGAGGCAUGAUCGCGCAAGAAAUGGUACGCCUCUUCAACACAAGCGGGUUCCUCGAGAACCUGCGCAACCGCGCCAACCUCUUUAUGCCGAAGUCCCUCGACAAGCAAGUCGAAGGCGUGAAACACAACCUGUACACCGACGCCUGGCUCCUCGAGCCGGACAACCUGGAGCACGUCGUCGAGCCCUUCCCCACCAACGGCGACCGCUUCGCCGCCAACGAGGUCUGGAAGCGAAGUCGCCCCGAGUACUUCUCAAAGGCGCCGUUCAUGCUGCAGGCGAUCGCCGCUGGGUGGCAUUACAAGUCGCCGGCUGACCUGAAGAGUCUUGCGGAGAAGGUGGGGAGGAGGAGGAUCAUGGUCGUGCAUGGGACGAAGGAUCGGAUGAUUACGUUUCCGCAUGCGGUUGUGCUUUGGAGGGGGUUGGAGAAGGGGGAGGGGAAGACGGGGAGGGAGUUUGUGGGGAUGGAGGUUGAGGAGGAUGUCUGGGAGGAGGGUGAGGUGGAGAAGAGGUUUGUAAGGGAGCAGGGCCAUGUUAUUCCGAUUGAGAUGAGGAAGGAGUUUCAGCAGUGGAUUGAGGGGCUGGUGCAGCGGGGCGUUGAGUUGAACCAG
This is a messenger RNA of Aaosphaeria arxii CBS 175.79, 1002 nucleotides long. Its product is annotated as alpha/beta-hydrolase. Lineage: Eukaryota; Fungi; Ascomycota; Dothideomycetes; Pleosporales. The annotation marks the transcript as partial. The transcript is spliced from 3 exons. The record is from RefSeq and is a predicted model, not a curated record.